GCCAGUCGUCAUUCUGGAGAAGCUCUGCUGAGGCGUCAGGAGAUAUCAGGAGAUAAUUAAACCCAGCUGACCCUGCAGGAGAACGAGAACCAAACUGUUAGAACUCAGAUUUACAUUAGAAUGAUUGUAGAGGGUGAGAUGGAUCCCAAUGCGUCAGAGCCGGAAAUCCUGCCAGAUAUGAGCCUGGGAUGGACCACCACGGUCCUGGUGGUGCCCAUCGUGGUCGUCCUCACAGCUGGAUUUUUCUACCUGUAUGAUGUAAUUGUUGGUCUGCUGUCUAAAACAUCCGUACGCAACAAGGUGGUCCUAAUAACGGAUGCUUUAUCUGGGCUUGGGAAAGAAUGUGCAGGUGUGUUUCACAAAGGAGGAGCAAGACUGAUCCUCUGUGGAAAAAGCUGGGAGAAACUUGAAGAACUUGCAGAUGAAUUGGCAAAUUCUUCUGAUCCCACCGUAACAUUCCCCCCAAAGCUCGUCCUGCUGGACUUUGAUGACAUGGGUAGCAUGCCCGAGGUCAUCGAUGAGAUCCUGGAAUGCUACGGCUGCUUGGAUAUUCUCAUCUUCAAUAACAGCUUAAAGGUCAAAGCUCCUGCACAGAGCCUGUCUCUGGAGAUGGACAGGCUUCUGAUGGACAACAACUACUUCGGGCCCAUCACUCUGGCUAAAGGUGUGCUGCCCUCCAUGAUCUCCAGAAGAAACGGCCAUCUGAUUCUGGUUAACAGCAUCCAAGGGAAGAUAGCCAUUCCUUUUCGCACAGCGUAUUCAGCUUCCAAACAUGCAGUCCAGGCUUUCUUUGAUUGCCUGAGAGCUGAAGUUGAGGAAUUUGGAAUCUCUGUGAGCACCAUCAACCACACCUUCAUCUGCUGCUCAGCAGCUGGAACCACGUCAGCCUCCAAGUCCCUGCUCUGGUCACUGUUGUUUGUCAGGAAGCCGCUUGGUGUUUCUCCGGAGGAGGCGAGCGCUGAGAUCGUCAAGACUCUGAGCAACAAGAAGAAAGAGGUGCUGAUUGCUCCGUCACUUCCCAAGAUGGCCAUCUAUGCCAGAUCCUUCUUCCCCAACAUGUUCUUCUCAGUGAUGGCUGCAGGAGUGAAGAACGACAAGAUGUGAAGAACAAAGGCAUCACAGAAUGUUUGCUGAUCAAAAUGAACCAAAUCAGCAGUAAUGAAAGUAAAACCUUAUCUUUGUGAGAAUUAGAAUUAUUUUACUGAUGGCUUGUUUGUAUGGCCAUGUUGUAGAGAUAGUUUUAAUCAUUUUAAAAUUGAUCAUUUGAUACUUCUAUACAUUUACUGUAGAAAAAAAAACAAAAAAAACAAUUUUAUUGUAUUUUUCUGUAUUCCCAAAUAAAUCCAACAAAUAUUAGAAGGUUUCAUUUUAUUUACUUUGGUGCAGAUUUUUCUGUGUUUCGAUUAGCAUUUUUGCCACAAUGUAUACAGUUGUAAUUAGUUUUGUGACACCCAUUUCUGACUAAACAAAAUCAUGAUGUAAAGUGAUGGGCACACUUUCUAUUUAUACAACAUUAAAGGAAAUAUUUAGGUUUAAAGGUAUUUUAGAAAAUUAAAACAUGCACAUUUGUGUAUGAAACGGUAACACAAUGCUGCUGCUGUUGGAAACUGUCAGUAAUUCUUUUGAUUUGUUCCGUUUAUUAUUUUUGUGUAACUUAUUUCUAAAUAAUAUCUUUAUCUUAUUUUAAUUACAUCCAAUUAGCCAGUGAGUCUGUGAUGAAUGAAGUGUAAUUAGAAAAAUAUUUAAAUUUAGAAAUAAAGACGUUUCUGUCUUUUGUAAAGAUUUUACAAAGCUUGACUUAAUCCACAA
This is a messenger RNA of Nothobranchius furzeri (turquoise killifish), 1809 nucleotides long. RefSeq names its product dehydrogenase/reductase (SDR family) member 7Ca (gene dhrs7ca). Lineage: Eukaryota; Metazoa; Chordata; Actinopteri; Cyprinodontiformes; Nothobranchiidae. Gene Ontology annotation, biological process: intracellular calcium ion homeostasis. Gene Ontology annotation, molecular function: oxidoreductase activity, acting on the CH-OH group of donors, NAD or NADP as acceptor. The record is from RefSeq and is a predicted model, not a curated record.